Messenger RNA from Peromyscus leucopus (white-footed mouse), 763 nucleotides. Its product is annotated as forkhead box protein N3-like. Gene Ontology annotation, cellular component: nucleus. Gene Ontology annotation, molecular function: DNA-binding transcription factor activity; cis-regulatory region sequence-specific DNA binding. Bases 101 to 763 code for a protein of 220 amino acids. Lineage: Eukaryota; Metazoa; Chordata; Mammalia; Rodentia; Cricetidae. Gene Ontology annotation, biological process: regulation of DNA-templated transcription. The record is from RefSeq and is a predicted model, not a curated record. The transcript has a single exon.
ACAAGCGUCGUCUAGUGACAAUGAAGUCACCUCUGUCCUUUCUGGAGAGAUGCUGACCUCCGUUUCCUGGACCCAUUCUGACUCAAGAGCCUUCACGUAAAUGGGUCCAGUCAUGCCCGCCAGUAAGAAGCCCGAGAGCUCAGGAAUCAGCGUGUCCAGUGGACUGAGUCACUGUUACCGGGGCAGCGGCUUCUCCAAGGCCCUCCAGGAAGAUGAUGACCUCGACUUCCCUCUGCCUGACAUCAGAUUAGAAGAGGGGACCAUGGAAGAUGAAGAGCUGACCAACCUGAACUGGCUGCACGAAAGCAAGAACUUGCUGAAGAGCUUUGGGGAGUCGGUCCUCAGGAGUGUCAGUCCCGUCCAGGACCUGGACGAUGACACUCCGCCAUCCCCUGCCCACUCAGACCUGCCCUGUGAUGCCAGGCAGAACUCCAAUUGCAAGCCCCCGUACUCCUUUAGCUGCCUCAUAUUUAUGGCCAUCGAGGACUCUCCGACCAAGCGCCUGCCAGUGAAGGACAUCUACAACUGGAUCCUGGAAUAUUUCCCCUAUUUUGCGAAUGCACCUACUGGGUGGAAAAAUUCAGUGAGGCAUAAUUUGUCCUUGAACAAGUGUUUCAAGAAAGUGGACAAAGAGAGGAGUCAGAGUAUUGGGAAAGGGUCAUUGUGGUGCAUAGACCCAGAGUAUAGACAAAAUCUAAUUCAGGCUUUGAAAAAGACACCUUACCACUCACCUCCCACCCCUCAGGCUUAUCAAAGGUGGUGA